AUGGCCAGAACGGUGCUAGAACGUUAUAAACUACUUAUUCGAAUAUUGCGUCUGUGUUCGGCAUUGUGCGGUGCAGAUGUCCUAGAUCCGGAAUAUAAAGUCAAUCUGCUGACGUGGAUUGUUAUCGCCUUCAUAAAUCUCUUUUAUAUAUUUACUGGCUAUACGAUUUAUGUAAAUCUGUAUGUCGAAGGCGAAUGGACCAAUGUCCUGCAGGCCCUGUGUAUGGUGGGUAGUGCCGUGCAGGGCUUUUGCAAACUUUUGAAUGCCAUUUGGAAUAAAAAAUAUUUAAUUGAAUUACUUAGCACUCUGGAGGCCAUCUAUGAGGAAUACGAUCGGAAGCAUGUUGAAUAUCGCAAAUGUCUGAACAAAAGCAUUAAUACCGUGGAUAAAUGUAUAAAAUCCAUGGCUGUUGUCUAUGCAGGUCUCCUUGUUGGAGUUAUUGGGGUAAUGCCAUUCUUUCGACUUUUCUAUAAUCGGCGGGUCUUUGUUAUGCAAUUCCUUUUGCCGGGCAUCGAUCCGAACACCAAUCAUGGUUUUAUUAUUAUGAAUUUUAUGCAUUGUUGUUGUAUUUUCUUUGGAGCCUUUGGCAAUUUUGCUGCGGAUAGUUGUUUCUUUACCCUGGUUAGUCAUGUGCCCUUGUUCAAGGAUAUUUUAUUGUGUAAAUUUCAUGAUCUGAAUGUCAAACUAAAAGCCGAUGAUGAUGAUGAUGGCGAUGGCGAUGAGAACGAAGGCCAUCAAAAUUGUAGAGAAUUACUAAAGGAUAUACUGCAAUGGCAUCAACAUUAUAUGAGAUACAUAAGCACCGUAAAGGAAAACUAUUUCUGGGUAAUUAUGGUGCAGUUUGCAACCAUGACUCUAAGCUUGGCCUGCACUUUGUUCUGCUUGAUAUUGGGUAAAUGGCCGGGAGGUCAAACUUAUUUGGCUUAUUGCUUCAUAAUGUUACAUGUUUACUGUUGUCUGGGUACUAUGAUUGAGAUAUCCAACGAUGGCUUUAUCGAUUCCUGUUAUACGGAAGUAAUUUGGUAUAGACUACCGGUGGCGGAGAGGAAAAUGCUACUGAUGAUGUUAAUGAUGUCUCAAAAUGCUGGCGGUCUAACCAUUGGCGCUGUCAUUCCCCUAACCAUGAAUACCGGCCUGCAAUUGACGAAAAUGAUCUACACCAUGACAAUGAUGUUGAUCAAUUUUCUUAACUAA
Musca vetustissima is the source of this 1194-nucleotide messenger RNA. RefSeq names its product odorant receptor 67d-like. Bases 1 to 1194 code for a protein of 397 amino acids. Gene Ontology annotation, biological process: sensory perception of smell; detection of chemical stimulus involved in sensory perception of smell. The transcript has 4 exons. The record is from RefSeq and is a predicted model, not a curated record. Lineage: Eukaryota; Metazoa; Arthropoda; Insecta; Diptera; Muscidae. Gene Ontology annotation, molecular function: odorant binding; olfactory receptor activity. Gene Ontology annotation, cellular component: plasma membrane.